This is a messenger RNA of Aspergillus glaucus CBS 516.65, 1302 nucleotides long. RefSeq lists its product as uncharacterized. Gene Ontology annotation, biological process: regulation of DNA-templated transcription; DNA alkylation repair. The record is from RefSeq and is a predicted model, not a curated record. NCBI's taxonomy places the organism in Eukaryota, Fungi, Ascomycota, Eurotiomycetes, Eurotiales, Aspergillaceae. The transcript is spliced from 2 exons. Gene Ontology annotation, cellular component: nucleus. The annotation marks the transcript as partial.
AAAGAAAAGAAACCCCAACUCACUCAUUUCCUCUGUCUACCACUCGUCAAUUCCAUCUCUCUCCCGCAGCUCGAAUCGUCUUUUGUGACGUUCAAGGCAACUAUUCCCGCAUCACCGGCGCAGCAAGAACAAGGUCAAAAUGGUCCCCAACAAGCCAGCAUCGAUCAAGGAAGACCGCUAAUUCCUGACGGCGCAUUGCGACCCGUGGGAACACUCCACCUUACCCUGGGCGUCAUGAGCCUUCCUUCGAAAGAACGGUUCGAAGAAGCCCUGGAGUUCUUCCAGUCACUAGAUCUAGUCGCAAUGAUGCACGAAGCGGAGGAGAAGGCAGAGAAUAUCCGCUCAAGGAAAGGGAGAUUGGAACAACCAUCAACUCCUUCUUUUCCUGGAUCUCGUGGCGAUAGCGAGUUUGAUUCUGUGCAGGAGAUUGUUGGUCCUGCUACCACAAUCUCGCAGACCAUGCCUCGGCCAUUCAACGUUUCUCUCGAAUCAUUACAUGCUCUUCCGCGACCACGCUCUGCUACAGUUCUGCAUGCUACACCGGUGGAUCCUACGUCCCGGUUGUACCCCUUUUGCGAGAUGCUGCGGGAUGAGUUCCUCGAAGCUGGGUUCUUGCAGGGGGAAUAUAAGGAGCCUCCUCAGCGUCAGGCAGGACAAAAUCCCGAUGGAGGGGCAGCGGAAGGGAUUUCUCAAGAGGAUGAGGGGAAUAAGUUGAAAGAGCGCACCUUAUCCCAAUCCCAACCUCCCAAACCCCCUAUCAAACCAAUCCACAUCCCCCAAAAACCCAAGUUCAAGCCCAGACCACUCCUCUUACACGCCACUGUCGUGAACACGAUAUACAUUAAAGGUCGGCAACGCAAAGAUGAUUUCAAGGGCAAGGAUGGCCCCAAGGGCAAGAAGAAUAGCCGGUAUACAUUCGAUGCCAGAGAUAUCCUUGACCACUAUCGGGAUUAUUAUCUCGAUAGUCAUAGGACGACGCCCCGAUCUGCGGCAGUGACUGUUGCAGGUAGUACACCCCAUGGCAACGAAUCAUUGCCAGCAGAAGGUAGAAACAACUUGCGACGCGCUAGCAACGUAGGAGAUCUAGACGAUGACCCAGAACAAAAGAAGAGGAAGGGAUCACCUAGAUCUGAUGCAUCAGGGUCAGGCGACGCCGUCAAGUAUCCAUUUGUCUGGGCAAAGGAGUUCCCUCUGGAAUCCGUGUGCAUUUGUGAGAUGGGCGCAAAGAAGCCGAAUCCCGAUGAGGACGGAUUGAAUGCCCGCCUAGGAGAGAAAUACAAGGUUGUUGCGGAGAGGAGUUUG